AUUUCAAAUUUUAACUGAAAGUUAGGAUAUGUCAUUUAAUUAUUGUUUAAAGUUUACGUACUGUCAGCCUACGGUUAUAUUCAAAUUAAUAGCAAAAUAAUCAUUUUUCUGCUUUAUAAUAGUUUUUAAUAAUCAUGUCAACAGCUGGAAAUGUUCAGCAAUUACAACAAGAUUUACAAAAUGAACUGACCACUGCAAAUCAACUUUUAAGGCUUAUAUCAUUAGAGGUGCAAAAAAUUAAAAAUUUUACUAAUCCAGGUGGCGAGUUUGAGGAGAACAUAAAACAGAAUGUCUCAACAAUAGCAAGUCUUGCAAAUAUUCAGCAGAUAAAUAUAACAAACUUGCCUCCGGUAAAACACCUUCAACUGGAUUUAAGCCAACAUACAAAUCAGAAUAUGUCUUAUGAACAGCAUGACAGUUUUAGAAACAGUAUGGAUGAAUCUCAGUAAUUCAUUAUUAUUUUUUAUUAAUAUGGUAAAAAAAUUGAUGUUGUGAAUAAUUAUUUAAUUUCUAUAUUGAACGUUGGAAUUCUUAGUUUUUGGUUGAUUUGAUUUGAAAUUUGUGAUUGAAAGUGUUGAAUAAAGCCUUUUUUUAAUGUCA
Molecule: messenger RNA, 600 nt
Organism: Vanessa atalanta (red admiral)
Lineage: Eukaryota; Metazoa; Arthropoda; Insecta; Lepidoptera; Nymphalidae
Exons: 4
Coding region: 135-449 (104 amino acids)
Source: RefSeq, a predicted model, not a curated record